UUUAGUCAGAAUAGCCGUUUAAUAAAACGAACAGGUUGACAUCACACCGCAUGUUACAACAAAAUGGCGCAGGUUGAGGAAGUUACCAGCGUGGAUAGACUGAAUGCAAUCCUUGCUGAGGCGAGAUCGAACCUUGUUGUUUUACAUUUCUCUGCUAAAUGGUCGGGAGAAUGUGAACAAAUGAAUGAUGUCUUGCGUGAACUGGCAAAAGACCCUCAUUAUGUAAACGUACGGUUCCUUGUCGUGGAGGCUGAAGAUCUUGUUGAGUUGACAAAGAAGUAUAAAGUAGCUAACGUUCCUGUGUUUAUCUUUUUCAAAAAUAAAUCACGGAUCGAUACACUUGAAGGUGUCAAUGCCUUGGAAUUAUGUAAAAAAGUCAAGAAUCUCGUCGAAGCUACAGUUUCGAUACCAGCUGAAGAGAGCGAAGACGACCUAAAUGUGAAACUACAAGCGCUGGUUAGCCAAGCACCUGUCAUGCUUUUCAUGAAGGGUACUCCCGAUGAACCUAGAUGUGGUUUCAGUCGUACCAUCAUCGGUAUCCUGAAUGAGCACAAUAUCGACUAUUCUCAUUUUAACAUUCUCAGCGAUGAAAAUGUGCGCCAGGGAUUGAAGAAAUUUUCCGACUGGCCUACUUAUCCUCAGUUAUACCACAAAGGGGAACUUAUCGGUGGAUUGGAUAUCGUCAAAGAAUUGUCAGAAUCGAACGAGCUUAAAAAAAUGUUGCCCCAGAAAGAAGAUUUGAAAGUUAAAUUGAAAACCCUCAUCAACAAAGCAAGUGUUAUGCUGUUUAUGAAAGGUUCCCCCGAUACACCGCGUUGUGGAUUCAGUAAAACUACUAUUGGUAUUAUGGAAGAAACUGGCGUCCCUUACGAGACGUUUGAUAUUCUUCAGGAUGACAGUGUGAGGCAAGGGUUGAAGACUUAUUCCGACUGGCCUACAUACCCCCAGUUGUAUGUGAAUGGUGAACUGGUAGGUGGACUUGACAUUAUUAAAGAACUUAAAGAAAACAAUCAAUUAGUUGAUACCUUAAAAGGAACUUCAUAAAAUAAUCGAUCCUAUUUAAGGUGAUACAAAUGAUCUAUGUAUUGAUCAAUAAAGAUUCCUUUUCUUCUUAUCUGUUUGUAAUAAGAAAUAAUUGCACAUACACAAACUCAUAACACGAAUCUAUUCUCGUUACAGUUUUAAUUAAAUGUCAGAAGUUAUGAAA
Molecule: messenger RNA, 1207 nt
Organism: Octopus sinensis (East Asian common octopus)
Lineage: Eukaryota; Metazoa; Mollusca; Cephalopoda; Octopoda; Octopodidae
Product: glutaredoxin-3
Exons: 1
Coding region: 64-1044 (326 amino acids)
Source: RefSeq, a predicted model, not a curated record